Chara braunii is the source of this 2959-nucleotide messenger RNA. The record is from the annotation of a GenBank genome assembly. Lineage: Eukaryota; Viridiplantae; Streptophyta; Charophyceae; Charales; Characeae.
CCGGACACAACUAUAUAUAGAAAAUUUUGUGUCGGUCAGAUACAUGCUGCGGUAGGAUUCCACUAGGGGAUUCUAGUGUAGACACUAUCUGUCUAACUAAUGAGUGGGUCAGAUCCUGUUGAUGAUAGAGCUGACAACAGGAGACUAACACGUGCACGGGCACUAAGGGUACCGCACGUGUUUCAGGCCUUGGAGCCGGGAGAAGAAAGAAGGAUACGUAGAGCCCGUGCGCUAGCAGCGGGGAUAGCAGAAGCAAACGGAGCAGCAAGAGAGCAGGCAACAGCAGCCAGAGCAGCUGCGAUGGCUAACGGCGCAAGCUCUGCUGCGUCAUCAUCUGCGUCCUCGUCAGGGACUAAUGGGAGCUCGUUGGGAAUGCCAACGAGUUCCACAAGUUCCUCAGGCACUUCCGGUUCCACAGGUUCUAGACAGUCUUCAAGUCAAAUGGCAGGCUCGCAGAUGAACUGUGAAUAUCAAUGUGCCACAUCAGCAGUGCCACGUAAGCAGCAUUGCCACGUCAGCAACAUGACGGGCCUGCCAGGCCAACUGGCCAAUGAGACCAUUGCCGCCUACAAGCAGCGUUGCCUGGCUCAGAUAGAGGCUGAGGAACAACGCCUGCUGGCAGUCGAGGCUGCCCGCAUACAAGCUGAAGAGGCAGCAGCAGCAGAGAAACUGCGGCUACAGGCCGAUGCAGAAGCAGAUGCCCAGGCUCGCCGAAAGGAAGCCCAGGAUCUGCUGCAGCGGCAUGAAGCCAACAGCAUCGACAGACUCAGGUUCUGGCACUUUGAACCGAACGGCGACGAGGCAACACCGGAAGAGAAGCACAAGGAGUUCCUCUCCAAACUCGUGACAAGGUUGUUGUACGCUUGCAACUACCAACGGUCAGAGUUGGAAAGACAGUACCAGGACCUGACGCAACAGCAUCAGGAGUUGGCAAAGCUCCGCCGCAUAGUGCAGAGCCACGAGGAUGCAACUCGGGCACUCAACUCCCGAUUACUGGACCUGGAACAGGCUGUACCAGGACCAGCUGUUGGGGCUUCCAGCAGUGCAUUCUCUAGCCGCCAACUGGAGGACCGCGUUGACCAUGUAGUCGCAAUGCUCGGCGACAUCAGCACGUUUGCUGCGCCGACCACCACCAUCAGCAGUCAGCUGCAUACAUUGAAGACCGAGGUCCAGAAGCUGCAGUCGACGAAUGCGGAAGACAAUCCGAAGAUGUACAAGAUGCCAACUUUCAACCUGGAGAGGUUCGACGACUACACGCAGCAGGAUCCCGUCCUCUGGUGGGAAGCAUUCACAACGCAACUCCGGAUUCUGCCAGUAGCCAAGCAUGCGUACAUCGACGCCUUGUUCCUGAACUCAAAGGGCGGAUGCCAGACCUGGUUGAGCCACCUGGCAACCUCCCACGGCGUCGACGUACCAGACUUGAAGGACGUAAUCACAUGGGAGGAACUAACACGGUUGUGGAAGAAGCGGUUCAUCGUCGACGACGCGCCAGCACUCGCCAUUAACCUGCGUGCUGAGGUUGAUGUGGAUCGCAACGAGGCACAAACUUUGCCGCCAAUGUCGGUAGAGGCUGUCGCACUGCUUCGCAAGAAAUUCCGAAUAAGGGGGCGUGAGUGCUUUGCAUGUGCUCCCACCGGAUCUGGGAAGACUGUCGCAUUCCUGUUGCCCAUCCUCAUGCGUCUGAAGGUGCCCACAGGCGAGUUGCGUGCAAUUGUCCUGAGCCCAACCAGAGAACUGGCUCUUCAGAUACACAGAGAGGUGAAAAAGUUGACCCGAGGGAGAAAGUUCCGAGUUCGCAUCAUGACGAAGACAACUGCACGCUGCAUGGAUUUCAAGUCAACCCCUUGUGAUAUUCUGAUCUCUACGCCUCUUCGUCUUGCAAACCUUAUCACUGAAGACAAGAUUGACCUUAGCAGCGUCGUUCAUCUUGUUCUGGAUGAGUCAGAUAAGUUGUUUGAUAUGGGCUUCAUGGAGCAAGUAGAUCGCAUCCUUGAGGCAUGUACAAAUACAAACCUGCAGCGAUCAUUAUUCAGUGCUACCCUCCCGGAGACAGUGGAAGAGCUUGCAAGAAGUGUUAUGCAUGACCCUGUGCGGAUUGUUAUUGGGGAGAGGAACUCGGCGGCUAGUACGGUGAGCCAGAGAAUGGUCUUUGUUGGAAGCGAAGAAGGCAAACUGCUCGCCAUCCGACAGCUUUUCACAGAGGGCCAGAAAUUUCCUGUUCUUGUAUUUGUACAAAGCAAAGAGCGGUGCAAAGAGCUCCACAAGGAACUUGCACAUGAUGGCAUUCGUGUUGACAGCAUCCAUGCCGAUCGGACGCAAGCACAGAGAGAAGCUGUUCUCGACAACUUCCGUCGUGGGGAGGUUUGGGUUUUGAUUGCAACGGACGUGAUGGCUCGUGGAAUGGACUUCAAAGGCGUCAACACGGUGAUCAACUAUGAUUUUCCUCAGAAUACAGCGGCAUACAUCCACCGGAUAGGGAGAAGCGGUCGAGCAGGAAGAGCAGGGGAGGCUGUAACGUUUUACACGGAAGACGAUGCUGCUAUGCUAAGACCCAUUGCCAACAUCAUCCACGCUUCUGGGAGUGAAGUCCAGCCCUGGAUGCUUGCACUCCCUAAAGAGGUAAAGGAUGAUCCCAUUGCUUGCCCUGCUAAGUGCACAAGGACUCUCAUACAUAUGACCCAAUUAUGCAAACGCUAAAUAGUGAGAUGCUAAAUGGAAUGGGUGGCUCAUUUGGCACACCUAUCAGCUGUUGAAACACAGACCUGAGUUCGAAUUCAGAUGCCGACGUGAUCGCUUUCGCGCGUUUUCAUAAACCCAAGAUUUGUGUUUUUCACGAGCAACACAGGCUCUUAGAGUCUGGACAAAGAAGAAAGAAAAAUCAGAAUGCAUGCACUCGUUCUAUUAAUUUGGCAUUUUACUAUUCAGUGUGCUAUGUUCAAAACAAAGUUUACUUUACUUU